Neodiprion virginianus is the source of this 4074-nucleotide messenger RNA. It is a transcript of the gene shd, whose product is annotated as ecdysone 20-monooxygenase. Gene Ontology annotation, molecular function: oxidoreductase activity, acting on paired donors, with incorporation or reduction of molecular oxygen; monooxygenase activity; heme binding. The transcript has 11 exons. NCBI's taxonomy places the organism in Eukaryota, Metazoa, Arthropoda, Insecta, Hymenoptera, Diprionidae. The record is from RefSeq and is a predicted model, not a curated record. Bases 156 to 2084 code for a protein of 642 amino acids.
ACGUCGAUUAGGUUGUGACGACGCGUCAAGUCCCGCCUGAGUCGAGCCACGCGAGCCAACCGAGUUACUUCUUGAUGGUCCGGUGAAAUUUUUCAAAAGUUAGCAUUGUGUUUGCGUACACAUUUAGGUAUACGUAUGUGCCUACAUACGUAUAUAUGUGUAUGUAUCCAUGCGUACGGUACGCACAUAUAUACCCGUGGGUCCGCUCAUCUAAGUUAAUACACCACGCGACGCCGAGGACGCCGAUGCCUGGGACACCCGCGACGCCUUCCCCAACUCUACCGGAUAUCGCAAAUGUCACGAAACAACUAACUCCCGCUGGAAGACUCGCGGUUCCGGGACGUUCAGGAUUUAUACACCCCCCGGAAGAUACGGGGCAUGGAAUCCUUCGCCUAGUGGUUCCCUCGCUACCCGGUUUCAUGCUUAUCCUUAAUCUUUUCGCCUGGAUUGCGGUUUGGUUUUUACCCAAGAACUUUUGCAUCCUUUGCCGCGGUCUCGUGUCCCAAUUCGGCAUGGUACUGUCUGGAGCUUGGUUCGAGGUUGUCGCAUUUUUUGCCGUUCUAUUACUCGCCACGAGAUGCAGACCCACGUGGUGGUUUUCCACAGGAAGUUCAAUGCCAACGAGUCCCGUUUCGUCGCCGGAAGGGCUGAAACGACGCAAGACUCUGCGAGAUGUACCAGGACCAAUCGGCCUCCCUGUUCUCGGCACGAGAUGGAUAUACACGUUUCUCGGUAGUUAUCGCAUGAGCAAAAUACACGACGCGUACAAAGACCUGCAUCGCCGUUACGGAAGCGUAUGCAAGGAGGAGGCGCUAUGGAAUUGGCCUGUGGUUUCGGUAUUCGCGAAAAAGGACAUCGAGGCGAUUCUAAGACGAAGUUCUCGCUAUCCCCUCCGACCUCCGUCCGAAGUUAUUUCGUACUAUCGCCAAUCUAGACCGGAUCGGUACACGAAUCUUGGACUCGUAAACGAGCAGGGGGAAGUUUGGCACAAAUUACGGAGCGCUCUCACUCCGGAGUUAAUGAGUGCAACAACGGUCCUUGGCUUCCUUCCGGCGUUGAAUCAAGUCACCGAUGAAUUCGUUAAUCUUAUACGUCAGCAGAAGGAUACGAAGCACAACUGUGUCACGGGAUUUGAAGAACUCGCCUACAGGUUGGGUCUCGAAAGUACGUGUACCCUGAUUCUGGGACGACGUCUGGGAUUUCUUGAGCCAGAUACCGGAGCCUUGACAGCUAGGCUGGCUGACGCAGUUCGCAUUCACUUCCGGGCAUCGCGGGAUGCUUUUUACGGCCUCCCUUUGUGGAAGCUAGUCGCUACCAAAGCAUAUGCCGAGUUGGUUAGCAGCGAGGAUGCCAUUUACGACACGAUAUCGGAACUACUGGAUAACACAUCGUCGGAUCAGCUAGAUGACGCGAACGACGAUUCGGUCGAAGCUGUUUUCAAAUCCAUACUGCGUGACAAGAAUUUGGACAUGCGGGAUAAGAAAGCUGCGAUUGUAGAUUUUAUUGCCGCUGGUAUUCACACACUUGGUAACACUCUCGUCUUUCUUAUCGAUCUGAUCGGACGCCACAAAGAAGUACAGAGGUGUCUUCACGAGGAAGUAUCCGCCCUUGCACCACCCGGAUGUAGUCUUGCCGCGGAAGAUUUGCGCGACGCCAAGUAUCUGCGUGCUUGCAUUUUCGAGGCGUACAGAGUUCUACCAACAACACCGUGCAUAGCCCGCAUACUUGAAGAGCCUAUGGAAUUGGGAGGAUAUGAUAUCAAAUCUGGCACCGUAGUUCUGUGUCAGACGUGGAUCGCGGGUCUGGAAGAAGAGAAUUUCCGAGAUGCCGACAAAUUUAUGCCAGAACGAUGGCUCAAAACUGUUGUUCCUCAUUCGCCCCUUCUCGUUGCCCCGUUUGGAUCCGGUCGACGAAUAUGUCCUGGAAAGCGUUUCGUGGAUCAGGCUCUUCAAUUGAUACUAGCUCAGAUGGUUCGAGAAUUUAACAUUAGCGUUACCGAAGAUCUAGAAUUGCAGUUUGAAUUUAUAAUUGCACCGAAACCACCGGUGAAAAUUUGUUUUGAGGAUCGUUUGAUUGCGAAUUGAAUUAUUACUGAUGUAAUAAUUGAAUAAAGUUAUUUAUCUGUAUUACUCGUGGUUACAGAAGGCAGGAGGAUCAUGCAGAGGAUAACUAAUUGUACAUAUGCGAUAUGUGUAUUUUAGAUUAAUAUUUUUUCAAUUUUUAUCGAACAUUCGGUUUUCUGUUCGUGCUGUAGAUUCGUGUUACAUACGUAUUCAUAAAUAUUCUGUGCGUUCAAAUUACUGAUAGCGAUAUAUGUACGAUACAGGUAUAAUUUAAAUUCAACUCGAUUGAAUUAUAUAGAUCGAUAUGAUAAUGUAUUUUUUAAGGAAUCGCGAUACCGAGAUUUGUAUUUCUGUAUAAUUUAUACACAAAGGUGAGACCCGGCAUGUUUUGUUGCAAACGAAUACAAGAUCAUAUGUUUAAUUAUUGCAGCAUAUUACAUACUCACACAAUCUGCGAUUGAUAAUAUUCAAAGUAUGCUAUAUAUGACUGUAGUUUCCGACUCAUCGAGUGUAUUUUUGAACAAACUAUUUCACGAUAUAUGUAUACAUUAAAAUAAUGUUUUGUGGUAUUAGCGUACUAUCGGUUGUAAAUUUUGUUAUUUAUUUAACGUUGUUUGUGUAAUUCACUGACGAUAAUGUGUAGCAACUAUAGUUAUUGUUCUCAAUCGUUCGCGAAUAACCGUAUGAUUUAGCAUGUGAAGAAAUUAGCUAGUCGUACCUUGUUAAGUAUACAUGAUGGUCAGGAGUAUUUUAUGUCUGUUUUAUUUUCGUUCAUCAAUAAAUGAAAACGAAUUAAGUUUGAUCCUCAUACUUACGAUCUGUUUCUAUCAAUAUUACCAAUUUACAAGCUUCAAAAAUUCGAUUUAUAAAUACACCUCAACUAGAGUUGCGCUUGUAAUUAAAGCGUUAUUAUUUUCAUUGAGCCCUUUAAUCCACCAAACCAAACCACCAAAACCCCCAAACAUCUUUAUAAAUUAUCAUCGAUGCGUUUUGAAAAAAGUUCAUCCCGUUAGUGUCGUCUAAUGCAUAAGCAAUAAAUAGAAAAAAUUAUUAUAUAUAAAUUAGGUAGUCAGUUUGAUACACAGAAGACCCUGUCCACUAAAAAAAUUUUAGAUAGGCAUCAGGUAUUGUGGUUAAGACCAUGUAAAAAUAACUUAGGACAUCAGCAUAUCGAAAAUAUUUUUCGAUCGUCGGACCAAUGUUUCUGGUAUAAAUAUUGGUUUCUAAAUAAGGAUGUUAAGGUUGUGCCAUAUUAUAUUGGAAAAAUAAUAAGAAUGUAUGGUAUAUUUAUAUUUAUACGUCGUUAGUUGAUCUAACAUUGCAGUCGAUUGUAUAAAAAACAUAGGUAUAAUGUGUCUGCGAUGACUCUGUUUAUACAUGAUUUGGUAAAGACAAAAAAACCAGAGAAGAACGAAGAAGAAUAAAACACUUCCGUUUAGAAAUUCGAGCUUCGUAUUAUGAAAUGACAUCAGUACCUAAUAAUAAAACCUGAGGGUAUAAUAAGAAUGGGCUCAUGUAACAGCACUUGCUGUUAAUCAAGAAAUAAGUAUUUCUUUCGGUUCUAACGCAGUGCAGUUUAUUUUAUUAUGCAAUAUUGUUACUCAAAACUAUAUCUAAUAUUAUGCAUAUUAAUGAUAUUUGAAAGUUGCCUCAUGUAUAAUGUGAAAAUCACUUGAACGUAUAAUCAAUUAUAAUAUUGCACUUUUCAAUGUAUCGUCAGACGUUUUUUGGCACGAUUUUAAAUGAAUAUAUUUUAAUAUUUUUGUGUCAAUUCAUAAGCUGCCUAUACAAGCUGCAGAGAAUAACAUUUUUAUCGAAAAAUCCACCCGCAUGGGCAACAUUUUACACGGUUAAAAAUAACAGUUUCAGGAAAGUACACCAACAUAAAUUUCUUAGUAAAUAUUGGGUACCCUAUGUGACUUGUAGGAGACACAAUUUAUCAAGUUACAGUUUUUUUCUUUUCACACGAUAACUAAUGAAUAAAGCAUGCGUAUCGAAGCAAGCUGACAGU